AUGUUGAUUGAUUUCAUACUAGGCGCUCUGAGGACGGAGAUCCAUCCCACUCUUCCCAAGGUCACCAUUACUGGAACAAUAGACGUCGGAACACUCUUAAAAAAACUCAGCAAGUCCGGAAAGCCCUCAGAACUGCUUCACUUUGAUUACAUUCCUCAGUCUGCAGAGAAAGUUUUAAGCAAUAACAGCACUGAAAGUAUUACAGAAACUUCCAGAGAGCAGGUAGAGAACAGCAAGAAGAAGAAGAAGACGAAGAAGAAGAACAGUGAUAGUAUUAAAGUGCAGGUGGAGCAGAAUAGUGAGAAGAAGGCUGAGAUAAUUAUACCUGAAGUAAGGUGUUCGGUAAAUCAUGAUACAGUGCCUGCGAGGUUUCAUGUGCCGGAGGCUUUUCGUGCUCCGGCGCCCGGUUGUUCGAUGGUGGAGGGGCCUAGCUUCGCGCGCCAGGAGUGGUGUAACUUUGGUGUGCCGACGGUGUAUCAUAACAUUCCGCCGGAGGGUGGUGGCAUAGCGGAUUAUUUUAAUGAUGAGAAUACUAUGGGAUGCCAUAUUCAAGGAACACCUUAUACUCGUCUUUGUGAAACAAAGAAUAUUCUAACGGUAAACGGUCAAUUUCCUGGGCCAACAAUAUACGCUCAAAAAGGCGAUACCAUACUCGUCAAUGUAAUGAACCAAGGAGAUUACAACAUCACCCUUCAUUGGCAUGGACUAAGCCAACAUAGAAACCCAUGGUUUGAUGGACCCGAGUACGUAACACAAUGCCCAAUUCAACCCGGCACAAACUUUACAUACCGCCUAAUAUUCAGUGAAGAAGAAGGCACUAUCUGGUGGCACGCACACAGUGACUGGGACCGCGCAACAGUCCACGGCGCCGUCAUCGUCCACCCACUAAACGGCACAACCUUCCCCUACUCCAUCCCUGACAAAGAAAUUCCAAUCAUUCUCGCGGAGUGGUGGAAAGCAAACGUGAGCCAAGUUCUAGCCGACGCUCUCUCAACAGGCGGAGCGCCACUUUUGUCGGAUGCCUUCACCAUCAAUGGCCAGCCUGGAGAUCUCUACUCAUGCUCCUCAUCCGACACCUUCACCGCUAUAGUCGAGCGCAACAAAAGCUACCUCCUCCGCGUCAUAAAUGCCGUGCUAAACAACGAGCUCUUCUUUGCCAUCGCAGGCCACCGACUCACGAUCGUCGGCACCGACGCCAGCUACACCAAACCAUACGCCACCGACUACAUAAUGAUCACCCCGGGCCAAACCAUGGACAUCCUCCUCCACACAAACGGCACCAAUGGCACCCGUUUCUACAUGGCGGCGAGCACCUACGGCAGCGCGGAUAUUCUCUACGAUGUAACCACCGCCACUGCCAUUCUGCAAUACGGCAACACAACAACAGACACGCCAUUGCUUCCAUCCCUCCCCGAGUUUAAUGACACGAAAGCAGCGAUGGAUUUCGUCGCCGGGCUAAGAUCUCUGGUUGAACCGGCGGGGCUGCCGGAGACCAUAGACGAGCGGAUAACCAUCACGGUGUCGGUAAAUUUUCUGCCAUGCGAGCCGGGAAGGAAUUGCACCGGGCAGAAUCACGACCGGGUUGCGGCGAGUCUUAACAACAUAAGCUUUGAAACUGGAAACAGAGAUAUACUGAAGGCUUAUUAUGAGAACAUAAGCCGGGUGUUUGGGACGGGGUUUCCGGGGGAGCCACCGGUGAAAUUCAAUUUUACGGGGGAGAAUCUGCCGGAAUCGUACCAGUUUCCGGGGAGGGGGACAGAGGUGAGGGUUGUGGAGUAUAAUAGGAGUUUGGAGAUUGUGUUUCAGGGGACUAAUAUUCUGGCGUCGGAGAACCAUCCGAUGCAUUUGCAUGGGUAUAGUUUCUAUGUGGUGGGAAUAGGGUUUGGGAAUUUUGAUGAGAGUAAGGAUCCGAGGAGUUAUAAUUUGGUUGAUCCGCCAUAUGAGAACACAGUUGGUGUUCCGAAGAAUGGGUGGGCGGCUAUCAGAUUCAGGGCUCGGAAUCCAGGAGUUUGGUACAUGCACUGCCAUGUUGACUCGCAUUCGAGCUGGGGAAUGGAUACUGUGCUCAUAGUGAAGAACGGGGGAGGGAAGGAUGAAGGGAUGCUGCCACCGCCGUCAUAUAUGCCUCCUUGUUGA
This is a messenger RNA of Phalaenopsis equestris, 2136 nucleotides long. Its product is annotated as laccase-14-like. Gene Ontology annotation, biological process: lignin catabolic process. Gene Ontology annotation, cellular component: apoplast. Bases 1 to 2136 code for a protein of 711 amino acids. The record is from RefSeq and is a predicted model, not a curated record. NCBI's taxonomy places the organism in Eukaryota, Viridiplantae, Streptophyta, Magnoliopsida, Asparagales, Orchidaceae. The transcript has 5 exons. Gene Ontology annotation, molecular function: hydroquinone:oxygen oxidoreductase activity; copper ion binding.